Contarinia nasturtii (swede midge) is the source of this 878-nucleotide messenger RNA. RefSeq names its product enoyl-CoA delta isomerase 2, mitochondrial (gene Dci). NCBI's taxonomy places the organism in Eukaryota, Metazoa, Arthropoda, Insecta, Diptera, Cecidomyiidae. The record is from RefSeq and is a predicted model, not a curated record. The coding region runs from base 33 to 812 and encodes 259 amino acids. The transcript is spliced from 4 exons.
UGACAUUUCUGGCUUGCUUACAACAAAGCACAAUGUCUACGUCGUAUAAAUAUUUAAAAAUUGAAAAUUUGGACAAUUUUCGAAAAAUAAUCAUCAGUAAUCCAACGCAGAAAAAUGCAUUGAACGUGCAAGCCUAUUCAGAAUUAACAGAUGCCUUGAAUUCGGCUGCAAAAGAUGAUUCGGUGACUUUAGUCGCAUUAACAGGUGACGGGGAUUACUACAGUUCUGGAAAUGACAUUAAAGCAUUUCUCACAGUCAACGAUCCACAAAAAGCUGUCGCUGAUGCUGGUAUUGUUUUGAAAUCAAUGAUUCGGGCAUUUUUUACCUUUCCCAAAUUGUUAAUUUGCGUUGUGAAUGGACCUUGUAUUGGUAUUUCCUGCACAACAGCCGUUUUAUGUGAUAUUAUCUAUGCAGUUGAUACGGCAUAUUUUUACACUCCAUUUUCAUUAUUGGGUCUCUGUGCGGAGGGUUGCGCCAGUUACACAUUUCCUCGUAUUCUUGGCAGAAGUAAAGCCAACGAAAUGCUCCUGUUAAAUUAUAAAUUGUCUGCGGCUGAAGCAUACCAAUUUCAAUUGGUAUCAAAAGUAUACAAAAAAUCCGAAUUGAAUACAAUUUUAUGGCCGACAAUUCAAAAACAAUCAAAGCUACCGAGAGAUUCAAUCUGUGUUACCAAACGAUUGAUCAACGAAUUUAAGCUGAAAGACUUAGAAAAUGUAUGUGAUCGAGAGCUAGAAGAGCUAUAUAAACGAUUUGAAUCGGAUGAUUUUAUACAAGCCGUUUCAAAUUUUUUCCAGCGAAAAUCAAAACUCUAAACCAUUCAUUCAAUUUGUCAAUAGUAUGUGAUUGAUGAUAUGUGAAAUAAAUCCAUGUUAAACAUA